Messenger RNA from Betta splendens (Siamese fighting fish), 1909 nucleotides. It is a transcript of the gene slc35h1, whose product is annotated as solute carrier family 35 member C2. Gene Ontology annotation, biological process: UDP-glucose transmembrane transport. Gene Ontology annotation, cellular component: endoplasmic reticulum-Golgi intermediate compartment; cis-Golgi network; Golgi apparatus. NCBI's taxonomy places the organism in Eukaryota, Metazoa, Chordata, Actinopteri, Anabantiformes, Osphronemidae. The coding region runs from base 24 to 1115 and encodes 363 amino acids. The record is from RefSeq and is a predicted model, not a curated record. The transcript has 9 exons. Gene Ontology annotation, molecular function: antiporter activity.
GCUUCGGGUCCGGGCAUCUCUCCAUGGCGUGGCCGGUCCAGUUCAUGUGCCGGGCGCUUCGCACCGUUGGAUUAGUUCUCUUCUACUAUGUCUUCUCCAUAGGCAUCACCUUCUACAACAAAUGGCUCAUGAAGGAUUUCCACUAUCCCCUCUUCAUGACAUUAGUUCAUCUGGCCAUCAACUUUUGCCUGUCGGCCCUGACCCGACGGGCCUUGCAGCGCUGGACAGGGAAACCCAGAGUCAUUUUGAGUUGGAGAGAUUACCUCCGUAAAGUGGCUCCCACAGCCUUUGCAACAGCUCUGGAUAUUGGACUUUCCAACUGGAGCUUUCUCUUCAUCACCAUUAGCCUGUACACCAUGACCAAGUCCUCAGCGGUGCUCUUUAUCCUCUUUUUCUCCCUGGUUUUCAAACUAGAAGAGCCAAACCCAUUCCUGAUCCUGGUGGUCCUGCUCAUCUCAAGUGGUCUGUUCAUGUUUACAUUCGAGUCUACCCAGUUCAACUUAGAGGGCUUCAUCAUGGUGUUGCUGGCGUCCUUCUUAGGGGGGAUCCGCUGGACUCUCACUCAAGUGCUCAUGCAGAAAGCAGAGCUGGGCCUUCAGAACCCAAUAGACACCAUGUACCACCUCCAGCCUCUGAUGUUCCUUGGGCUCUUUCCACUCUUCCUGUAUAAUGAAGGGCUGAGCCUCAGUAUGUCAGAGAAGCUAUUUAGAGCGACAGAGCUUUCGACUUCCCUCUACACACUACUCACGCUGAGCAUCGGGGGCUUACUGGCAUUUAGUUUGGGAUUCUCAGAGUUUCUGCUGGUUUCCAGAACUUCUAGCCUGACUUUAUCCAUAUCAGGGAUAUUUAAGGAGGUGUGUAUUCUGCUGUUGGCAGCAUAUGUAAUGGAGGACAGAAUGAGUUUGCUUAACUGGCUGGGGUUCGCUGUGUGUCUGUGUGGCAUUUCGUUACACGUGGGACUAAAGACAUAUUAUUCCAGAAAUAAGGGACCAUCGUUAAGGCAGCUCAGCCGUAAAGGCCCUGAGCUAGAAAAGCCUUUACUGCAUCUAAAUGAAGACGAAGGAGAGAACUCAGCUGCUGAUGAAGACGAGGAACAAGAAAUCUUCCUACACUGACAUUACAGGUUCUAGGUCAAUGUCUACACUAUUCAUUCCUUGAUACCUUACCUCCUCUAUCGGAUGGUUUGAACUAGCGCAACAAGAUGGAGCAGCUUCUCCUUUAUUUUAUUUCUUGUCAUUAUGUCAUCAGGACAGAUCAGUGCCUCUGUAUCAGCUGUACAAGUUGUGAUGUUUUACCUUCAGGGAGCUUCCAAAAAUGUAGCCUCUACGUACAAGUGUCAACAGAGUUUGAUUUAAAGAGGAAGAGCGGUUAGCGGUUUUUAAAGAGAUUUAAAGAGAUUUUUGCCUGAUGUCCAGGAAGAUGAUUUCAUGAAGUUUAACUUCUGCUAAAACAGGUGAAUAUGACACCGAUAUUGGUUUGUCAGAUUCACAGUUUUGAUUUUUUUUGCUUGUUUUGUUUGUGGGCUAAUUUAUUAAUGCUAACAUACCAUGAAAUAUAAUAAAUCAGAUUUUGGCUUAUUUUACAUCAAAUUGGUUUUAACUAAGAGGAAAUAAUUGUCCUUAAACUGAGUGUAGUCAUUUAAAAUAAAGAACUUUCCACAACAUCUGGUUCAAAGUCAACCUAAGCUCUCAAGGACACAAUUGCAUCUAAAAGUAAUUAUCUUACCUUAAUGUGCCUUGUUAAUGUUACAAGGCUAAAGAAGACUGUUUUAAAAAGUCAUUUUAUCUGUCGCUUGGAGCUGAAAAACUUGGUGAAUGUCCCUUUUUAUUUCUUUGUCUAAAAUGCAGCAAAAGUUACGUUAAAUUGAGAAAUAAAGUGAAAAUGAAUCAAAUAAAUGUUUAUAAGUUUG